Molecule: messenger RNA, 2012 nt
Organism: Rhineura floridana
Lineage: Eukaryota; Metazoa; Chordata; Lepidosauria; Squamata; Rhineuridae
Gene: SLC24A5
Product: solute carrier family 24 member 5
Exons: 9
Coding region: 441-1949 (502 amino acids)
Biological process (GO): calcium ion transmembrane transport; melanocyte differentiation; intracellular calcium ion homeostasis
Cellular component (GO): membrane
Molecular function (GO): calcium, potassium:sodium antiporter activity; calcium channel activity
Source: RefSeq, a predicted model, not a curated record
GGAGCUAUUAAGGCCAUCGAGUCCCACCCCCAGGCAUCCUCACAGCUCUCAGCACCUUCAACACAGUACAAUUCCCGGGAUUCAUUGGGAGACGGUGUAAAGUGGAACAAUAGCGGAAUAAAUGUAUGGCGUGGCUGUGGCCUAAAACCCACCACGAACGCCCCGUUAUGGGCUCACCAAGAACAUGUUGCAAGAUACACUCGCAACAGUAAAACACCAGUUGUUUCAUGGACCCUCAGUAUAUCUCCCACAAGGAAAUAGACUGGCCUGGUUAGUUGUCGGCCGCUGCUCUCCUCGCCUCCUUCCCCCCUCCUCUCUCCGUCUCUCCCCGCGCAAUCCCAGACCCGCGGCCGGGGGAGGCCUGCCUGGGCGACUCACAUGAUCCCGCUGGAGCCCCUGAUCCCGCCUCGCUCCGCGCCCAGUGCGAGGCUGCAGUCAGGAUGCACGGAGGCUGCAGCCACCGGAGGAAGAGUCGCCUGCUGCUGCUGCUGCUGCUGCUGCUGCUGGCCGCGGCUCCUGCAGGAAAUCUCCCUGCUGCAGCUCCCCAGCAGCUCCACGAGGAUUCAGAAAAUAAAACCCAGUGCAUUGUCUCACUGUCAUCAGAAUUCCCAGAAGGGUUUUUCACUCAGCAGGAGCAAGAAGAUGGAGGCAUCAUUAUCUAUUUCCUAAUAAUUCUUUAUAUGUUUCUGGCUGUGUCCAUUGUGUGUGAUGAUUACUUCCUCCCUUCACUGGAGAUCAUCAGCGAAUCUCUUGGUCUCUCUCAGGAUGUUGCAGGAGCAACAUUCAUGGCAGCCGGCAGCUCUGCGCCUGAAUUAGUCACAGCCUUUCUCGGGGUAUUUGUCACUAAAGGAGACAUUGGAGUCAGCACCAUCCUUGGUUCUGCGAUCUACAAUGUUCUUGGUAUCUGUGCAGCUUGCGGGCUCUUAUCUACCAUGGUUUCAAGACUGUCUUGCUGGCCAUUAUUUAGAGACUGUUUAGCCUAUGCAGUUAGUGCAGCAGCAGUUCUGGCAAUGAUAAUAGACAACAAAGUUUACUGGUAUGAAUCUGCUUCCCUUCUGUUAAUAUAUGGAAUCUAUAUUUUGGUGCUCUGCUUUGACAUUAAAAUCAGUCAGUACAUCAUGAAGAAGUUUAGUUGUUGCUGUACCUGUUUCAUGGCGACCACAGAAGAGGCUGAACAACAGCCACUGAUUGGCUGGAAGGAAGAGACAGGACCCCUUGUUCGGCGACAGUCAAGAGCAGACAGCGGAAUUUUCCAUGAUGAUUCCAAUUACUCUCAACUUUCAAUAAGUUUACAUGGACUCCAUACGGUUUCUGAAGAUUCUCCAAGUGUGUUCUCCAUGCCUGAAACAGAUCUGAAAAGAGUUCUGUGGGUGCUGUCUCUACCAAUUAUUACUCUACUCUAUUUGACAACACCUGACUGCAGGAGACAGUUUUGGAAGAACUUGUUCAUGCUUACAUUUUUCAUGUCAGCAGUAUGGAUUUCUGCAUUUACAUACAUUCUUGUAUGGAUGGUAACAAUAGUGGGAGAAACUUUGCACAUUCCAGAAACUGUAAUGGGUCUUACAUUACUAGCCGCAGGAACAAGCAUACCAGAUACAGUUGCAAGUGUGCUGGUGACUAGGAAAGGACUAGGAGAUAUGGCAAUGUCAAACGUUGUAGGAUCCAAUAUAUUUGAUUUGUUGUGUUUGGGAUUACCAUGGUUUAUAAAGACAACCUUUGUAGACACAUCAGCUCCUAUGGAAGUAAACAGCAGCGGCUUGACUUAUACUGCCAUUUCACUUGUUUGCUCCAUUGCUUUUAUUUUUCUGGCCGUUCACCUUAAUGGAUGGAAGCUAGACAAAAAAUUGGGGGCAGUCUGCCUAGUGAUGUACUUAGCAUUUGUAGUAUUAUCAGUCCUAUAUGAACUUGGAGCCAUAGGAAACAUUCCUAUGACGAUGUGUGGGGACUAGGUUGGUUGUUGUUUUUAACACUGUAAUCAAGAAUAAAAAAAUAAAACAUACAUAAGGAAUGAA